UGCUCAUGUGAUUUGUACCUUUUUAUCAACAGAGAAGGUUUGACAAUCUUUAGAAUUUUGGACUUGGACUCUGGACUUGGACUAAAGUUUAGCUUACAUUAUACUACGAAUUCCCUUUGACUUAACUAUCAAUAAGAAAGGAUAACUUAUCGUUAUCAUUAGCAUUAAAGUCAGCUACAUUUGAAAUCUAUAGUUUGUUUCAUCGUACCGUUAGCCGGAGACGUUUUGUGUUGUGUUGGUGCGCGUCGUCAUGUCCAGCGGGUACCAGAUAGUGGUGCAGGGCGAGGCUUCGGAGACGGACUCCGAUGAUGAAGUCUACAUCACCUCCAUGUCUCCUCCGCAAAUCGCCCCAGUCGGAGCGAAGGUUCCCGGGGAGGCGUCUGAAACUGACAGCGAGGAGGAGGAGGCGGAGGGGGGACAACAGGCCGACCGAGCCUCCUCGCUUAGACAGGACAGCGCCCACGUGCUGAGGAGAGACCUUCCCCCUCUUAUAGUAGUCAGGGACCAUCCUGAUAUACAGUCGGUAGUGGAGGACAGGCCAAGUCCCACACACAGACCACAAGGUGACACACUAUUACAACAGAAGCUGCAGGAAUCUAACAGUCGGCUGCAUUCUGACGUUGGGCAAAUGGUACGGCAGGUUUAUGGAACAGCCUGUAAAGAGGUUCAAAGUGCAACAGCUCAGCUAAAUACAUCGCAGAGCGCCAUAAUCAAUGCGUCCCACAGCAUCCGAUUAAUCCUGGAUGACCUGAAGGCAGUGUCCGAAAAGAUUGACAUCAUCACCAGCUGUCAAAUACUACCUGAUAUCAACAUCAAAAGUUCAAAUAAUCAUACAACGCCUGCACUGUAGAAUAUGUGUGAAAUCCACAGCCACACUUAGGAUGUAUUUGUCUGUCAGGAUUCUCUGGGGAUAUUUACUGUAAAGAGAUGAUCCUCUGUCUUUCUAUCUUCUACAGCUGUCCUUCUGGCUAACACUUCACAAAGAAAUACUCACUGUCCUUUUUUUGUAAAUCUCAAUAUUUGUUGGAGGUCAAAGAAGCAGACUUGCAUUCAGCCUAUAAUGUUUUUCUGUGUAAAUAUUCGAUAAAUAUAAUACGUACUAAUAUAAAGAUUUUCUGUUGGAAACCUGAA
Molecule: messenger RNA, 1131 nt
Organism: Gasterosteus aculeatus aculeatus (three-spined stickleback)
Lineage: Eukaryota; Metazoa; Chordata; Actinopteri; Perciformes; Gasterosteidae
Gene: bloc1s3
Product: biogenesis of lysosomal organelles complex-1, subunit 3
Cellular component (GO): BLOC-1 complex
Source: RefSeq, a predicted model, not a curated record